CCUUAGCUUUUUUUUCACCAAAUAAAUCAAUAUUCGACUUUCCUCCAUUCAUUCUCUGCAAUUCCUGCAUUAUCACAGAGAGAGAAACACUCAAGUUUAUCAUCCAUCAUCUUCAUAGCACCAAGCUUGAUUCACAGGUCCAUCAAUGGCAGCAACCGUAGCAGCAAUGGCCAUGACCAGCGCAAAAUGCUUCAAUUCACCGAAACUCCCUAACCCCACCAGGCUGGCCACUAAACCCACCCCUCUCCUGUCUUUUCAAAACCUCCCAAAGGGCCUAACCUCCGAUACCACCACCGUCCCCACAAACCCAUCACCUACCCUCGCAGGAACCGCCAUUGCCGGGGCAGUAUUCGCCGCCCUGAGCAGCUCCGACGCCGCUCUGGCAGCCCAACAGAUAGCUGAAAUAGCAGAUGGAGGGGAUAACAGAGGGGCAGCUCUGUUGCUACCCAUAAUCCCGGCCAUAGCUUGGGUUUUGUUCAACAUUCUGCAGCCAGCACUGAACCAGCUGAACCGGAUGAGAAGCUCCAAGGGAGUGAUCGCUGGGUUAGGGCUCGGUGGGUUGGUGGGGUCUGGGCUCUUGGGGUGGACCCCGGAGAGUUCGGCUGCUGAGGUGGCAUCCAUUGCUGAAGCUGCUAGUGACAACAGGGGUCAGCUUCUACUGUUUGUGGUGGCACCAGCGAUUCUGUGGGUUUUGUAUAACAUAUUGCAGCCUGCUCUGAACCAGCUCAACAGGAUGAGAUCUCAGUGAGUUUUUGGUUUGUGUUGAUGAUGAUGAUGGUGAUGGUGGUAGGGGAUUUUUGUGGAAUGUAUAAAUUAUACAGUUUCGUUUCUGUGACUUGUAUUGUAAGGUAACUCAAUGGUGAAUCAACUUUUCAAUGUGUCUUGUUUUUGUUUUGUUUCCUCAGUGCCAAGGAUUUAGCCUUUGCUUCUAAUAAUAUGCACUUUAGAGCCAACAAUAUGACUGGUCAACGGGA
Molecule: messenger RNA, 974 nt
Organism: Neltuma alba
Lineage: Eukaryota; Viridiplantae; Streptophyta; Magnoliopsida; Fabales; Fabaceae
Product: photosystem II core complex proteins psbY, chloroplastic-like
Exons: 1
Coding region: 146-748 (200 amino acids)
Biological process (GO): photosynthesis; cell redox homeostasis
Cellular component (GO): photosystem II; chloroplast thylakoid; membrane
Molecular function (GO): manganese ion binding
Source: RefSeq, a predicted model, not a curated record